CCUGCUCGUCCCCCGAGAGAUGAGCCCUUGGGAGAGAGAUAAAGAGAGAGAAGGCCAACUAGUGAAAUAGAUGGAGAGAAACUACUUGUGUACCCUGUCAAAAAAAAGCCCCACCAAAGGGCGGAGCACGGGGGACAAAGGACCCCCAAAUUAAAACCAACCCCUGGGUGGAGUCACCAGCCCUUAUAUAGAACUACUAAAUCGGACCCCAUCUCACAACACGCUCAAACUCCGAGUCGUAAACGUCUAUUUUAAAAUUCAUCUCAAAGUUUAUACCAAACUUUUCGUUACUGCCUUACACAAUUAUUUCAAAUUGGAUUAAAGUGUUCUGUGAAUUUGUGAAGAGUUUUUUUUUUAUUUAAGUGUUUUAAAGAUCUAACAUUCAAGAUGUCGCGAAGUUUUUUGGUGGAUUCGCUUAUCGGCAAUAAUUCGCCUCCAAGUUAUCCAUUUCCAUAUUAUGGGAACCAGGUGCCAAAUUAUAUGUUUAACUUCUUCAAUCUUGGAUUGGGUUAUCAACCAGUUAGACCAGUACCUAGACCACCACCUCUGUCUAUUCCUGUACCGCUGAGUCCGCCAGCCAUCAUGGGGAUGCCUUUUAAUAGACAGAGUCCGUCAUCGCCACUUAAUUCUCCAACAAGUCGCUUAUCAGACGUAUCAGGCGCUAAUGAGUCACCAACGCGCAGUACGACACCAACACCGCCACCGAAAUCACCAAAAUCACCGAAAUCACCAAAUUCAUUCAAUAAUAGUUCAAAAAGGAUACGCACAGCAUUUACCAGUACUCAGUUACUUGAAUUGGAACGUGAAUUUUCAACUAAUAUGUAUCUAUCUCGACUGCGUAGAAUAGAAAUAGCCACGAACUUACGUUUAUCUGAAAAACAAGUGAAAAUCUGGUUCCAGAACCGUCGGGUCAAGUACAAGAAAGAGGAUCUACCCACGGGCCAAAGUGCUAAGUGCUGUUGCUUGAGGACAUGUGGCAAGAAAAAAGAGGAUUGUGAUGAUAAAAAGUGCACUACGACAACAACUGAAGAGGAACUUUGUGAAGAGGAUAAAGAUAAAGACGUUUGUGAGAAUAAGAUACUUGCAUCAACACACGAGAAUGACAAACAAGAUAUUAAAGAGGAAUGUAAAGAGACUUCUGCUGACGUCGUUCAAGAUUUAAGAACUUCUCCAGUUGAUUAUCCAAGGUUUCCGGGCUUCUUUGAAUACCAAGACCGCCGACACAAUAUUUGUGAUGUGAACAUCAAUAAUGAGAGUCGUAAACGUCAAUACCACGAUACGUACAUUACUUCUCUUAAAGACGGUCCAAUUAUCGUUAGAAAUAAUACUUGCACUAAAUAUACCGUUGAGAGUAUUGUUAAUUCUUGAUUUCAGUAGAGUAAUUUAAUUGAAGACUGUAAUUUUUUUUUAUUUUAACUAAAGAACCAGUGGGUUAUUUGAACAAAUAACUUUUGUAAAUAUUGUAUAUAUUUUAACAAUAUCGAAGACUGUAAAUUUUGUAAUUUUUAUAUCUAAUAAGGUUUAUAAAUAUAUAUAAAUAGUAAUGAAAUA
Molecule: messenger RNA, 1551 nt
Organism: Microplitis mediator
Lineage: Eukaryota; Metazoa; Arthropoda; Insecta; Hymenoptera; Braconidae
Product: GS homeobox 1-like
Exons: 2
Coding region: 388-1368 (326 amino acids)
Biological process (GO): regulation of transcription by RNA polymerase II
Cellular component (GO): nucleus
Molecular function (GO): RNA polymerase II cis-regulatory region sequence-specific DNA binding; DNA-binding transcription factor activity, RNA polymerase II-specific
Source: RefSeq, a predicted model, not a curated record